Messenger RNA from Schistosoma mattheei, 5340 nucleotides. The record is from the annotation of a GenBank genome assembly. Lineage: Eukaryota; Metazoa; Platyhelminthes; Trematoda; Strigeidida; Schistosomatidae.
AUGAAUAAUGAUGAUUGGUGGCAUCCUAUUUCAAACCAUGCAAGUAGUAAUAAUGAUACUAAUGUACAGUGUCCAAUAGAUAUGCAUAUAUUUGACCAGAAAUGGCUAUCUAUCGAACAUGUCCAAUCAUCGAAUAAUGAUAAUAAUAAUUUAAAUGUGUUAGCAAAUUUUCAAUUAAAGAACACUACAAGUACUGCUGCUUUUUUUGAUGAAAAACAUAUGAUACAUACUACUAAUAUUAAUAAUGAUAGUAAUAUUAUGCCACCAAAUAUUCAUUUAACAUCAUUAUUAAAACUGAACAACAACGAACCUCCUCAUGUCUCAUCAUCAGUUAUACUUAAUUCUUCAUCACUGUCAUCUUCACCACCACUGUCAUCCUCCUCUUGGUCAACACAACAACGAAAACAAGCUCAUAAAUCUAAUUUUCACCGUCCAAUACCUCAACCUUUACAAUUAAUUAAUGAACCGAAUUAUCAAACACAACUUGGUAUUAGCAGUCAAUAUUCACCAAUUACACCUGCACCAAUGAAUAUGUCUAUGCACACAUUAACAACAGAAUGUGGAGGACCUACUACCACUACUAUCUCAUCGUCAUCGGUAAACAUAACAACAAUAACCAACUGUAUUAAUGUUGAUUCAAAUCUAUUUAUUGCUGAACAUCAACAUCGUCCAAUAAAUAAUAAUGUUGAAUGCGACAAUUCUCACAAGUCUUCAUCGUCUAUAUGUUGUUUCGAUGCUAAUCGAUUAGGUUUGGGAAAUUUUCCCGAUUCAUUAUUAUUUCCUUCAAUGUAUAAUAAUAAUAGUGGUAAUCUAAUUGUUACUGAUAAUACUAAUACUAAUAAUAAUUUUGUAGGAAAAAUGUUUUCUCAUAUUGAUUCAUUCAAUGUUAAUAAUAACAGUAUAAAACCAUCGGAUAUUUCUAUGAUUCCAUCAAUGAAUCAUACAUUAUUAAAUCAUGAUCGUUUAUUGAAUAUAACAACACAGAAAAGAAAUUUAUCAAAACAUCAACAUUAUCAACAACAACAACAAAUGAAUAGUCAACAACAACAACAUCAUCAUCAUCAAUAUCAACAAUUGCAUGACCAACUUAAUAAUAGUAAUUGUCAUGAUAAAUUAUAUGAAUCGAAAGGUAAUUGUACCGUUUGUUAUUCACAACAUCAUAUUUAUCAUCAAGUACAACAACAACAACAACAAAAACAACAUUCAGAACCGAAACAAUUGAUUGAUCAUAUUGAACAACAUCAAAAUCCAUUAAAUAUUUGUCUUUUACCAUCAACAACAACAUCAUCAUCAUCAGUUCAGUCAUUACAAUUAAACAUUCCACCGUCAAGUUCAUCAUAUUACCCUAAUCGUCAUCAAUAUCAUGAACAAAGAAAUGGUAAUGAUCAUUUCAAUAAUAAUAAUAAUACAAAUUGUCGACCGAAUACAGAACCAUCGUCACAUACUUGUUCUCAAUAUUCAUAUUAUCAACCUGUCGUAAACUCAUUAGGAAGCAUGGAUUUUACACGUCAAUCUACACAUGAAUUUAUUAAUACUUCUACAGUGCAUAAUAACGAUAGUAUUUUUAUACCUUCCUCAUGCAUUUCAUCACUGAAUCCAAAUUGUUGUUCUGUAAUGAAUAUGACAUUAUCAUCGUGUUGUAAUUCAUCAGCUAAAACAGUAGCUACAACAACUUCUCCACUGUCUAUUGCAGCAUCUUCAAAUUUCAUUCAUGCAAUAAGUGCAACUAAUAUUACUCAUGGUUGUAGUAGUAAUCAGUACUCAUUAUCAGUGAAUGGAAAUAAUUGUUUUAAUUUAAACCGAAAUCGAUUACAGUAUAAACAACCGCUCCUUGGACCACCACUGUCGUCCACACUGCAUCUUGGACAAGAACACCUUUAUUCUAUUCCACCGCCACCACAUCAUCAUCAUCACUACCACCAUCAUCAACAACAACCAACAAAGUAUCCAAUAAUGUCAUCCACCUCAUCCUCGUCGAAUCAUGGGAUUUAUUCUUGUUUGGAUAAAAUUGACAAUUGUCGCUUUUUCAAUGGGUCCGAAUUAUUAUUGCACAAUCAACUUAAUCAUAUGAAUGGUUCUAUACGAAGUCAUCACAAUAAUAUAAGUAAUAAUAAUACUAAAAAUAAUGUUAAUAAUAACGAUCAUAAUUACAAACAUUUAUUCCGUUGUAAUGAACAACCGGAUUCAUUUACAAAACAUACAUCUAGAAGUCAUUGCUGUUUAACCUGUUUAGAACUAGAAAGGAAACGACAUAUUUCUGCACCAGCAGUUAAUAGUAUUUCAUCACAAUCCUCUUGGCCAUCAUUAUCGUUAUCGUCCUCAUCAUCUUCAUUAUCUGUACCAUUAUCAUUAUCGUCCCAUAAUUCAUCAAUUUCACCGUUAACCUGUCCUGGCAAUCCACAGUCCCAUUUGCAACCAUCAGCUUUAGCGAGCCAUAAAAAUGAAUUUGUGAAUAAAUCUUAUUCCUGUCUACCGGAAUAUCAUAAUCAUCAUUAUCGUGUUCAUCAUCAUUAUCAUCAUCGCGGUCAUUAUUGCAAAGGUACUAGUUCCAGUGAAGGAGUUGUUGGUGACCAACCAUCAAGUGAUGUCGUUGCCGAAUUGUUAAUGCAAAGCCAUAUUACCGAUCCAGAUGGAUUAUCAUCGUUAACAUGUGAUAUACAUAAUUCUUGUCCAACAACACCAGAACUGUCUUUAACUCCUAUCCCAUCACCAGCACUAACACAACCACCACCACUGCCGUCGCAACACCAAAAACCUUUAUUAGUAGCAAGAUCUACAGCAGAAACAGUCGACCAGUCAUUCUCUAUUUUAGAAGAUGAAUGUUUAUACCGACCAAUAAAUAUUAUGAACAACAUGUCAAGUAUAUUUCCAACUAAUAAAAUGACAUGUAUUCCAUCAUCGUCAUCAUCAUUUCUAGUGCCAUCAUUAUCACCGGCAACAUCACCAGUAUUACCAGAUUUGAGUAUUGAACAACAUCAACAACAGCACUUUUCGAAAGUAGCAACUCAUCAUCAUCAUCAUCAUCAUGAACAACAACAUCAAAAAUUGCCUAUCAGUUUACAUCUUCCAAUUACUUCUUCAUAUUCAGUGUCCAAUUUAAAUCAGUCCGAGUUAUUGGACCUGACUGUACCACCAUCGAUUACACAAAAUAAUAUUGUCAACUGUGAUGAUCACGAUGAAAUGAUCAAAAAAACAACAAAUCAGACAACAUCCAAUAAUAAUAAGUAUCCUUGCGAUUCAGGAAAUGAUUCGGUUGCAGCAAAACUUUCCAAAUCAUUAGCUGAAGAUAAUUUAUUCCGUAAUCCAACAGCACUACCGCCACCGAAAAAGAUGAAAAGUAAACCAGCGCCUAUUUCAAUUCCCCCACAAACCGGUGCAAAUUUGUCAAGAUUACGUUCUCCACGUGUAUGGAGUUCAAAACGAUCUUCGCUUAAUUCUAGUCCUCCACCAUAUACACCACCUCCAAUGCUUAGUCCAAUCCGUCAAGGUUCCGGUUUGUUUUCUUCAUUAUCGCGAUGGGUGCCAACUCCAACAACAGUAUCAGGAGGAGGAGCGUCAGUGACGACGUCGACAGGAACUCGUUCUGUCGGGAGCGGUACACUGAUGAAUCGUCGAUUCUCAAGUUAUUAUUCAUCGAUCUCCCAUCAUAAUGAUUCAGAAAUUACUACUAUUCCUAAUACUUCUACUAUGUGUGCAACUGGCAGUGGGGUCAAUAGUGGUGGUCAGUUGAAACGACGUCAUGCAAGUAGCAGUGGUACUAGGAAUUCUGGUAAUAAUAUAUUUACUGACCCUACUAAUACUACUACUAAUAAUAAUAGUUAUGACAAUAACAACGUAAAUACAGGUUCAAUCACUGACUUGUAUAUGCGUGAUGUAAAUCGACCAAUAGCCUAUACACGUAGACGACGUCAACAACUCACACCAAAGUCCGCUCCUGUGUUAAUUCUUAACUGUAAUACGACAAAAAAUUCGGCAAAUCAAUCAAGAGAUCUUCAAGACAAUGAGUUAUCACUUCAAUCUCAACAACAAUUCUCUAACACUGAUACCGUAUUUGGUUAUGAUGAUGAGACUAUGCGCCGUUUUGCGGAAGCCGAUGAAGCUUACCGGUUAAAUAGACAAAAACAUCAAGAUAAACGUUAUUCACGUCGUCGAUAUGAUACUGAGAUAAAUGCAUCUAAUGAUCAAAUCAAUCACCAUACUACCACUACUCCUACCGAUGAUGAUAAUAAUAACAAUAGUAAUGAAUCAAUUCUUAAUAAAACUGAUCACAGUUUCAACUUUGCUGAUGAACAGUUGUUAAAUUUUGAUUUCGAAAUGAAAAUUAAAGAGACAAACUAUUCUGAAACAACAAUACAAUUUAAUAGCGAUGUUGAAUUAGACUCGGAGCAUGAAAUGGAGGAUGAAGAGGAUGAUGACGAUGAAGAAGGUGUUCCAACUAGUAUUAUUCCGCAUAUCAAUGUUGGUCACGCUUAUCAAGCAGAAAUUCCUGAUUUUUGUCAAGAAAUUACAUCAGAUGAAACCAACAAAGAAUCACCAUCCAACUGGGAAAUGUUACUCUGGUAUCCAGCUUAUCUUGAUGAACAUGAUCCUAAGAAUAUAGAGUCAUUAAAUUUACUGACAAAAAUUGCCUGUUCACCAGCUGUACGUAAUUGUGGAUUAAAUAUGGAAUAUACAUUUCAUUUAUUAUGUAAAUAUAAAGGUGAUGUAGAAAUGACAUUACAUGCUUUAUUACGUGAUACAUUAGUUGUGUAUGAUUAUGUUUAUGCUGAAACUACAGCUUGGACAACUGAAGAGAUUGUACGCUUUCAGCAAGGUUUAGCUAUGCAUGGAAGAGAUUUUCAUCAAGUUUCAAAGGAUUUACAAGCAGCUGGAAUGAAUAAAACAGUUAAAGCAUGUGUAGAAUUCUAUUAUGUAUGGAAACGAAUGAAUACACCAUCUGAUGUUAAAUGGUAUAGAGAAAGAGCACGACGUCAACGUCCACUUGCUCGUAUGGAACCGAUAAUCACAGAAGAACCAUUAUCGGAACAAUUUGAAGCUAUUGAACAAUGUAAUACAUAUACAACAGAUAUGAAUUCAAUACAAACAUUAGACAAUAAUAUUAUUAAUAAUAAUAAUUCAGUUAAUGUGCCUUAUAAUUUACGUCGUAAACAACAACAAACAACAAUAUCAGUUCAACCACCACCAUCGUCAUUAUCAACAAACUUGAAAUCAGAUUAUCAAUUGACUACUAAAGUGAAUACCAACGAUAUUGUUGUGAAUAAUGAUAACAGUAAUUCCUUGGAAAAUUCCUAUGAUGAUUUUAUGGAUAUUGUUUUCAAUGAAUCUUUCCCCAUUUAUUAG